UUCGCCAAGAUGCCUUCCAUGAAGCUUCGAUUUUCAAAAGGUUUGUGUGUAAUGUAUUGUCCUUUCGCAGCCUCCUUAAUCUCCGCGAGGUCCGCUUUGCCCUCGCCGGAGAUCCGCCGGAUUAUAAAUUUAAGAGGAGGAUGAUCAAACAUGCCUUUUCCCAUGACGCCCAACGACUGGUCCUCGAUGCUGGGACUUGCAGAAAUUCCGGUUACUCUUUCACCGGUUUGUCGGGCUGGACCCCGAAUCCCAAUCUGAAAAGCCUAGAAUUGAGACAUCUCCUCCUCUGCGACGGACUUGGAUCUUCAGGUUUCCAAACGCUGACGGCGUUGAAUUUGGCCUUUUGCCGUUUGGAGACUACUGAUCAUCACGAGGUGGACGAUCUCGACCUGUUCUCCAACUUUCCUUGCCUGACGAAUUUGGUCAUGAGUAACAUGCGCCAUACAGGUGCGGUGAAAUGUAUCAAGGUACAUGGACCCCAAUUGCUCAGGCUGGAGCUGGACAGCUUGGAGCGUUUCAAGAUCGAAAUAUUUUCUCCUAAACUCAAAAUCUUCCAUGUUAGUCAAUUUGUGACACCCGAAAGAGGGUUGACAAAGUUAAUCGUUCUCUCCCUAGAUCAUGCGGAGAUUUCUGUGCCCCUGGGGGUGGUGGAGCGAGGAGAGACAAGUGGUACAGCAACAUUUCGUCUUAUUGUGUGAAGUGGUUGGGACGAAGAAAUUAGGUCAGAACGA
Molecule: messenger RNA, 731 nt
Organism: Linum trigynum
Lineage: Eukaryota; Viridiplantae; Streptophyta; Magnoliopsida; Malpighiales; Linaceae
Source: the annotation of a GenBank genome assembly